CAAAACAUCUUGAAAUUUUUGCUGAAAUUCUUGCUGGUUCAAGAGAAAGUAGAGAAUUUACGAGUCAGGCUCAACCAGCAACUAGUACAGCACCAACUCAUCCUAUUUGGAGUACUUCGAAUCAACCUGAAG
Molecule: messenger RNA, 132 nt
Organism: Racocetra fulgida
Lineage: Eukaryota; Fungi; Glomeromycota; Glomeromycetes; Diversisporales; Gigasporaceae
Source: the annotation of a GenBank genome assembly